AUGGGUGAAUAUAAAGUUCCGCAUUUUGAAAAGUCCCUUGACUCUAAUGCCGAUUGGAUUAGGCUCAAAGUUGAACGCGAGGGCACACAGGCCCGCAAUAUUGUAAAGUACAAUUUGCCAUUUUCUGGGUCACAUGAGGGGUCAAGAGCAUCGUCAGCUGGAAAUUCGUGCAGUACGAAGAGUCAAGUCAACGUGAGUUCUGAUCGAUCAUCUGUUUCUUCCCGGGAAACUUCACAACGAGGUCGAACUCGGAGACGACAGGACUAUCACGCUCUCUACUGGGGUCAAAUGCUGGACACUUUGAAACGAACAAUCGAUGAGAUCUAUGCUGCUUGUGAGCUGGACGAAUGUGAGAUGCGAUGCAAGGAGGUGAUCAUGAUCCUACACCAUAGCGAACAGGAUUUCAAGUCGCUGAUUGAGAAGAUGUCUUUGCUUCAACGAUUUGGAAAUAGGCCUACUAGCCUCGCUUGGGACGAACGGAAGAUAUCACCUGGGAGACCAAUCAUGCUUAGAGUUCUCGCUGACCUUGAUCUCUCCUCGCCUACCCUUACACCACCUACCUCUGCUGCGGCUGUAUCUGCUCUUGCCUGGGGCUCUGAUGAAGAAGAUCUUCUAAAUGAUGUUGACGAGGAAGAUGUGGAGGGAGAAGAAACUCACUUCGACGCAGCGAUUAAAUCUGUGGCUUCCACCGAACGUCUUCUGCGAAGUGAACUGGGGCGGGAGGAGGCUUCAUUGCUACAGCUGGGUGGCACCAAUAGCAGCAAGUCUUCCACUACUGCUACUGACGUCAAUGCUACUCCGUUUGUCUGCUACGCCUGUGCUGGAGAAACCCAACGGCGAUCGGUGGCUGUGGCAACAGACGGAGGGGGCGGAGAUAUUCUGAGUAGUAUUGGUGUAGCGGGCGAUCUUCUGGCGGCUGGCAAGCCAAGAAUUCCUGGUAGAGGAGUGCAAAUGCAUGAAAAGCUCCUGGCGCAAAAUCGGAGCAGGUGUGAACGAUCCAUCCAGGAAAUUGAGGCCAAACAAGCAAGAGCGAGAUUUUUGCGCCAAAGGCAUCUGUUGGAACGAUCUAAUAGAGUGCGCGAACUCAGUAAGAAGGUGGAGGAGGUUCGGAAGCAGAAACUUCGGCUGAUUCAACAGCGUCGCAACUUCCUUGAGCAGCGUCUCCUCGUAGCUGAUGCUAACCGGCGGGCUGAAUUGAAGCGUCGCAUCUUGAAAGCGCAUGAUGAGGAGAUCAAGGGUCGAGAAAUUGCAUUUAUUCAGGUGCUUCUUGCUAUCUUUCUCUGUAAGAGUCGUUAUUCUUUCAUGGUCCAAAGUUUGGAAGCAGAGCAAAAGCAGCACACAAUCUUUGCGAAACAUGAAAUUUCUUGCGCAAGGUUGAGAGAACGAGCUGAACUUCGUCGUAGGCGCUUGGAAGAGAAGGCAGAAAGAGAGGAAGCUGCCAAGGUAUCAAUCGAACUUCGCUUCAUUUCUUUCGGCUAUUUCUUUCUCCCCGGUAGUUCAGGAAAGCUUCGACGAAUCGAGCUGGAGGCGCUUCGUUUGGCUCGUUUAGACGAGCUUCAGGCGCGCUGGAUAUCUCGAGCGCAUGAAAUUGAAAUGAGGGGUGAACAGACCCGAUUGGUGCGACGUGCGGCGGCGCGAGAGCGAGAAUUGCAUCGUGAAAUGAAACUGGCCAGUUUGGAGCAACAGCAGCGCCAACAUAUUGAGGAGUUGAGGUCCAAAAUCUUGCGCAAACAACUCGAAUGCGAACGCCGACACCAGGAGACCCUGAGCGGCAUUCGACGCAAAGCCCUCGAGAUGUCCGCUCCACAACAUGACGCAGCUACCACCGCCUUAUCACGACAUCCACAACACAACCAGCGUGGUUGGUGUCGUCUCUGUCAUGUCGAGGUGGACUCCGUCUCGCAUUUCGAGUCACGAGGACACCGAAAUACUCUACUCACCUCCCUACCAGCCUGUCUCCGCCGUAGUGAUAGGUGGGACAUUGAUCGCCUCAACGCGGCGUGUUUUGUUGAAUUGCCAGCUUUAUUGAAGGAUCAGGAAGCUGCGGAUGAGAAGGAGCAUCUUCGACGCCAACGCAAGGCAGCUGAAGUGGAACAUCAGAAACUGCUUGCCAAACGACUGGAUGCUGUGCGUCAACGAAUGAAUGCGAGAAGUCUUCUUUAUCGCAAGGCGCCGCUCGUGGAUGCCAAGUUGGCCCCUCCUUGUCCACAAAAAGCGCAACUUCAAAAACUGGUCAAGGAGGCGCGAAGAUACUGCAAUUUACCAGAGUCAGGACCAUGGGUGGCGUCGCGUGUUGCGGCUAUGGAGAAAGCCCUUCGUGGUAUUCGCCGAUUGGUCAGUGAUGAGACAUCCCUCCUGUGCUGCUAUCACCUGGACUUGACAUCGGUUCUCGUUAACUUAAUUGAUUUGACGCGUUGUCAGCGCUACUUCGAUUUUCCUGUCAUUCCUACUAGGACUGUCGCUUUGGCAUGCGAAUUAUUGAUCACAUUCUGCCAAAAGGUCUCUCUCUGUUCCUGGCACCUUCUUUUCAACUGUGAUUUAGCUCUCCUCAUUGAUUGUCUGGCCGUGAAGUUGAGUCAUCUGGAGGCCAUGGAACUAUGGGCGGAUGUUAAGCAACCACAGUGUCCAAAAGUUGACGGCAAGCCAUCUGAAGAAGUAGAUUUUGUCUGUUCUCUCUUCUCCUGCUUUCUUGUUGUGAGUCAUGGCCUAAAAUCGACUCCACCGGUUUUUCCUACCACUGCGGUUGCCACCACCUCAAAGAAAGCAUCAAAUGUUACCGCUGCCUCCCUGUCGGACUUCGUUGCUUACGCAGUAAAUUCCGGUCUGAUGGAGGUUUUAACAAGUUUCCUUUCCUUACCGAACUUAAGUUCUCAAUUAGCUUAUCCGCUGGACUCCAACAACCCUGAACUAGUUGGUAGAGGACCAGAAAUAGCUCUCCAAAGCCUCCAUCUUCUCACUGCUCUUGUUCGUAUCAUACCCUCUUCAAAGGCAAAACGCGUGGACAAAGCGAAAGGUUUAACCGAUGUCGUCGAUGAUUCGACAUUCUUUUUUGAUGAGAUUGCGGCUACCGAGGUUUUCGGUGUUGUUUCAUUGCUCUAUGAUACCCUCCAGAUUUUGACCAAUCAUCGUACAAGUGAUUGUCAUGAUAGUAGUGAAGCGAUUGGUCAGAAAUUUUCACUUAACUCGCAAUUGGCUGAAAUCUUUUUAAACGCGUUAAAACUUAUUAACUUCGCGUCGCUGGUGAAUUUACCGAAAAUUCAGGAAAUUGUUAGUAAUAAUGCAACGUCUAUACAAAUUCGUCAUAUUCUGGGUAUCCUUUUCUCUGCCUGUUCGCCGAAAGAAGAGGAGUCCGAGAUAGAAAAAAGUGUGUCCUCCCCUGCUCCCCUCGCAAUCCCUAAUAAAGUCGCUACGCCAGCUUCGGGCGGCUGUUUGGCGGGCAAAAGACGUCGAAAUGCAUCCGCACUUAUUCCCAGCGGUGCCAAGGAGGUUGGAGUUAAAAUUACACCGAAAGUGGAGCCUCCAUCAUCGAAUUUACCAUCACCAUCUAAGGCGUUGCAAAUGCGGUGUACCACACCUCCUAACCGUGACGGCUCUCACCAAAUUCUGAUACUGCACGAAGCAAUCAUAUGCUUGGGCUAUCUGACUUUGGGCCACCCUGAUAAUCAGACGCGUUUAUGUGUCAAUGGCCAGUCUGUGACACCACUGCUUCUACAGCUGUGUCAACUUCCAUUGAAUUACUUCUCCCAACCUGUGUUGGCGGACAUCUUGUUUCCUACAUUGAUAGCCUGUUGUUUCCCUCCUAAAGGUGGGGAUGAUAGCGGUACCAACACAGCCCUCCUCGCUGUCCAUUUGAAUCCGGCCCUGCUUGCAAACUUCAUCGAGGCCCGGAUUUUAGAGAAGACUCUGGCCAAACCAAUGGAUGACAAUUCCACUUCCAACCAAACUGAAAAUGGCGAUGACUAUCACCGAUUCGAAAAUCGCUUUCCUCCCUCCCUUUGGCCGGCAGCCAAGACAUACUUCGCAGAGGCAAAAAACACUACCGAAUAA
Messenger RNA from Hydatigera taeniaeformis, 4047 nucleotides. NCBI's taxonomy places the organism in Eukaryota, Metazoa, Platyhelminthes, Cestoda, Cyclophyllidea, Taeniidae. The record is from the annotation of a GenBank genome assembly.